UAUAUGUUUAACCGCAUAUUAAUGAGAUAUAAUCGAUUUUUUUUUUGGAUUUUCGGCAAUGAAUCUUUUUAUCGAUCAAAUCAACAACAUGAUGAUGAUAGAAUGCCAUCAAAAACCAAUCGAAACAAACAAACAAACCAUUUUAUUUCAUUAAAUUCUAAAGUGUACGUGUUAACGAGCUGUUUUUCUUCUUUGAUCAUUUUGCAUUGAUCGACGACGUGUUUAAAUCCAAUUUCGCUUGGACAUAAAUUUUCAACCGAUGUUUUUGUAAAGAGAAAACGAAAAAAUGAUGAACAAAGAAUUAAUGUUAAUACAAUUUUCCAAAUAUAUAACCAUUGCAACAGUUUCAAUUAUUAUUGGUAUGAUUUUAGCAUUAAUUUGUUUAUGGAUCUAUUCAGAAUGGUUAAUAUAUCAACAAAAAAAAACAAAACAAUUAGAUUUGGUACGCGAUAAAAUGGAUGGUAUUGAAAUGAAAAGAUUAUUACGACAAAAUUCAUUUGAAUCGAAUAAACAAAAGCCACAUAAAGAUGCUGUUGUUGUUGAUAUAUCUGAUAAUAAUGAUGAUGAUGAUGAUGAUGUAUCGAUCAAACAAUCAAAUGAUAAUAAUAAUAAUAAUAAUGAUACGGCAACCGAAAUGGCUUCAUCCGAUAAAUCUAUGCAGAUUAAUACCAAUAAAGGUAUCAGUUUAAAAUCAUUGGAUGGUCUACCUCAUUGAAAACGAUAAUUUCUUCAUUAAUUUCAUUAUCAACGAAUUUUGAUCAUCAUAAACUUUCAAUUCUCCACUAAAUAUUUUAUUCUUUCUUUUUUUUAUGGUAAUA
Dermatophagoides pteronyssinus (European house dust mite) is the source of this 818-nucleotide messenger RNA. RefSeq lists its product as uncharacterized. The record is from RefSeq and is a predicted model, not a curated record. NCBI's taxonomy places the organism in Eukaryota, Metazoa, Arthropoda, Arachnida, Sarcoptiformes, Pyroglyphidae.